GCCAUGGCCGGGGAGGCUGAGGCGCGGCCGCCUGAGGAGACUUUGUCGCUCUGGAAACGGGAGCAAGCCCGGCUGAAGGCCCUUGUCGUGGACGGGGACACGGAGGCGUGGCAGCGGGACGCCGCCUUCUCGGGGCUGCGGAGGGUCGGGGGCGUGGACGUGUCCUUCCUGAAGGGCGACAGCGUCCGCGCCUGCGCGUCCCUGGUGGUGCUCAGCUACCCCGAGCUCGAGGUGGUGUAUGAGGACUGCCGCAUGGUUAGCCUGCCGGCUCCCUACGUGUCGGGCUUCCUGGCCUUCCGAGAGGUGCCCUUCCUGGUGGACGCGGUGCGGCGGCUGCGGGAGAAGGAGCCCCGCCUUGUGCCCCAGGUCCUCCUUGUGGAUGGAAAUGGGCUUCUCCACCACCGAGGCUUCGGAGUGGCCUGCCACCUCGGCGUCCUUACAGACUUGCCCUGCGUCGGGGUGGCCAAGAAGCUUCUGCAGGUGGACGGGCUGGAGAAUGACGCCCAGCACAAGGAGAAGAUACGACUUCUACAGGCUGGAGGAGACUCAUUUCCUCUGGUAGGAGGCUCUGGGACCGUCCUGGGCAUGGCCCUGAAGAGCCACGACCGCAGCAGCAAGCCCCUCUACGUCUCUGUGGGCCACAAGAUAAGCCUGGAGGCUGCCGUGCGUCUGACCCGAGGCUGCUGCAGGUUCCGGAUCCCAGAGCCCGUGCGACAGGCUGACAUCCGCUCUCGAGACUACAUCCGCAGGACCCUGGGAGCCCCGGGGCCCCCCGCACCAGCACAGGAGAGGAGCCAGAAGGCACAGGGGCAAAAGGUGUGCCCCAAGGGAGAUUCGGAAGAGCCCGAAGGUGAGGACAGGCCCCCUGAGGCCCACAGCUGAGGCCCCAAGACACACCACAAAGACCAGCAGCGGCAGUGGGGGAGCUGAGCCAGACACGGUGAAGCGCUCGGGCUGCCCGGCUUCCCGCUCCUGCCCGGAGCUGUGGGUCCCCAGCUGUAGGCCUCAGCACACGCUGGCCACUCCGGCGACGGGGACGGCUGUAGGCUUGGCCCUGCUGGGUGGGCCCGGGCAGUGGUCUCUCCUGCUCCAAGGUCUCGGGCACGAGGCUGUCAGGAGCCUGCAGGAGACAGAUCUCCCGCCACAGAGCGCCGGCCCCAGGAGGAGCCCGACAGUGCUCUCCCAGGGCCCAGGAAGGGCAUUUAAGGUUCUGGGGGUUCUUUGAUGUAUUUUGUUUUUGUUCUUAAAGUGCCCGGGUGGGCUUAGGGCUGCCGGACUGUGUGUCUAUCCCGGCUGCUCA
Messenger RNA from Lontra canadensis (Northern American river otter), 1300 nucleotides. It is a transcript of the gene ENDOV, whose product is annotated as endonuclease V. NCBI's taxonomy places the organism in Eukaryota, Metazoa, Chordata, Mammalia, Carnivora, Mustelidae. Bases 4 to 882 code for a protein of 292 amino acids. Gene Ontology annotation, cellular component: nucleolus; cytoplasm. The transcript has 9 exons. Gene Ontology annotation, biological process: DNA repair. The record is from RefSeq and is a predicted model, not a curated record. Gene Ontology annotation, molecular function: single-stranded RNA binding; RNA endonuclease activity producing 5'-phosphomonoesters, hydrolytic mechanism.